CAACCGUUCAGCGCCUUUUCGAUGUCGCCUUAAAUUGGGGGAGUAAAACUAUCUCGUAAUUUUACCAUCGAAAACGGUUUGGUCGAAGGAAUUUCAGACUCAGUUUAAACAAUGGGUGCUGGGUCUUCAUUUCGUACGAAGUCCAGACGGCUAGCUUUUCUAUUACUGCUUAUUUUUGGCGCUUUUGUUAUCAUUCUUGGUAUAACUGUGCUAGGAUUGGGUCUAGCUGUAACACACAACGAUACAUUUCAUGACACCAUUGGUUUGAAAGCGAAAAUUGAGUCUACUGUCGAUUAUGUUCAAUACUGGAUUGGUAUUCCGGUAAGAUAUACGUAUUAUAAGUUUAGUCUUAUUUAUAUUAUAAGGUUUUUCGUGACUUGUGUAUUUAAAUCAUAGUUUUAUUUAAAAUGGACCUACUCUGCAUGUCAGCGCUAUCACAUGACAUGUCAAUAAACUUGACAGAUUUGUUUUAGUAAGAUUUGCACUGUCGAAAAUCUUGGCUUGGUCAUGACGGGCUUGACCAUGAUAUUAUCAAUUAGACGGCAUAUUUAUUUUAGACAUCUUCAGACCUAGUGAAUAUUUGUGAAAUGGUUUACAUAUUAUUAGCAUUAAAUAUUUCGAUUUGUAAAAAAAUUCUUUGUUUACACACAUAUUAUAAUGUUAUUUCAAACGAAGGAAUUCUCGUCAUUUAAUUACAAUAAAGUAAAACCGCCCAGCAUUUUAAAAACACUCCACGGUUUUGGUGACAGAAUGAACACCAUUUCCAACCAGAGAACGUCUCGGCAAAUAUUGGGUCUAAUUUUGGAUUGGAUUAAUUAUAAUUUUGAAUUGGGUCUAAUUUUUGCUUCAAAAACUGCAAUUGAUACUGGUUUAUAUGGUGUUAUAUUGUAUGUUCUAAUUAAUUAUACCAUCUUUACGCUGAUAUCUAUAGUUGCUAACUAUGUAUGAGAGUCUUUUUAUAUAUUUAAAUAUGGAUAUAACUAUAGAUUCGUUAGUUGCGUGCAGUAUAUCGUCACACCAAGUUAAACGAACGCCCUCAAAUGAGAAUAUUUCACUGGAAUUAACUCAACGUACUCGUAACCAAAUCUCAGUUAAGCGUCCUAAAAGUUUACAGACUAUUUAUUUUCUAAGGAACUGAUGUUGUCGUUUGAAGGGUUUAAAUUUUCAGUUCAGAUUCAAACCGCGGCGUGUUGCAAUAUACUUUCAUUACUGCGGUGAAACCUGAUAAAUACAUGCUUAUCAUAACCUACCAAAUGAAUCACCAUUAGUUUGGGUUAGCUGUCAAUUUACACAAGACAGCGCCUGCACGAAUGAGAGAGCGGUGCAGUAUGGAUAACUAACUUGUACGUUUACAUUUAGUACAUAUUCACAGGACUGUCACUCGCUUGUUCUGCUGUAAAUCUUCGAAAGGUUUCUUUGGUGAGUAUAUAUAAUUAAUUAUACAUUCGCUGAUUGUAUACUGUGUGUGUAUAUAUAUACGGACAAUUUUGCUAAUCAAGUUUUCAGUUCAUAAAAAUCUAUUGUUUUUGUAUGGCUUCACUAUGAAGCUCACUGGUCUGUACCGAUUGAAGUUAAUUAAAUAACAAGUGAACAACUGACUUAAUUUUGUAGACGGUAUGGACUAUAUUCGUAUCUCUGAUCUGUGUCGUCUUAUCUUUGGCGGGGUUGGUUGUUGAUGGGCCGGAUUUUGUUUUGUGGAAAGAUUACCGUGCUAAGGAAAAGUACUGGGAAGGCCAGGAUGGUUUUGCUUGCUCAUCAGAAGGAGACACAUGUGAAUGUAGCGGUAGUAUACCCACAAACACAGGUGAGACAACAACAACAACAACACGACAAUAACAACAACAGCAACAACGACAAUAGCAACAGCAACAACAACAACAACAGCAACAACGACAAUAGCAACAGCAACAACAACAACAGCAACAACGACAAUAACAGCAACAACAGCAAUAGCAACAACGACCAUAAAACAACAGCAACAAUAACAACAGCAAUAGCAACAACAGCAACAACGACAAUAACAGCAACAGCAACAAAACAACAGCAACGACAACAUUAUAUUUGAAAAUUAACAAAAUCUUCCAUGUUUUGCGUCUUUAAAUUUAGUCAGAAUAUCAGGUUUCACUGAUUGCGAGACCCUAAUGAAAUUGUCAUCAAUAUAUGGAGUUUUGAUUGGCUGUUUCAUCAUUGGCUUGGUUUUGUUGCUUGCAAGCGUGUUUAUGAUUGUUUACAUUGUAACCAGUGAACGAGAGAAGGUAUGAAUGUUGUUAUGGUGGACGUUGAAUGUUCAAUGUUGUUCAAUGUUGUUCAAUGUUGUACAAUGUUGUACAAUGUUGUACAAUGUUGUACAAUGUUGUACAAUGUUGUACAAUGUUGUACAAUGUUGUACAAUGUUGUCCAAUGUUGUACAAUGUUGUUCAAUGUUGUCCAAUGUUGUUCAAUGUUGUUCAAUGUUGUUCAAUGUUGUUCAUUGUUGUUCAAUGUUAUCCAAUGUUAUUCAAUGUUGUUCAAUGUUGUUCAAUGUUGUUGUUUUGUUGUUGCUGCAGUUAUUGUUCCUGUUAUUGUUGUUAGAAGUACUUUAAUAAUCUAAAACCCCAAAACCUGAAAUUCGUUUAGGCAAGAAGAGAAGGCAAACCAUACUAUCAAACAACACGAGUAGUGGAGGCGAAGCACACAGAUGCAGUAUUUGAACACCCACUACAGGACUACACAAGAGAUCAAGGCUACGAAUACCCAGUGGCGCCACCCGCUGUGCCAGAACCCCCCAAACCAGCGCCACCCAAGCCAGCGCCGUACAGAGACUACAAGACAACAGCCCCUGAAAGUGUGAGUCAGCACAACAAUGAUGACGCCAGCAGCAUCGUUGACAACGGAGGAAUUGUAAUGAUGGAUCCAGGCCGUUUCCGGCUCGGAGAUGACGACAUCUACUAGGUUACCAUGGAAACAUUUAGGUCUGAAUAAUUUGCAAAUGGGAUUGUUAUGUAUUUUCCCAUCAUAGUUGAAGAGAAUGGUAUCUUAACACGACUCAACCACAAAAAUGCACUAAUUUUAACCGAAAUACAAAACUUUGUUAUUCUACUAAUAUUAAAGACAGUCAUUUGAACAAGCAGGACUUCGUAAUAUUCUAUUUUGUAACUAUUUUGAAAUUUGUAACUACAGUAGAGUUUUGUUUUAAGAAUCAAGACAUAAAUCAUCAUAUGCCGUUUUCGUUUCAAAU
This is a messenger RNA of Paramuricea clavata, 3217 nucleotides long. Lineage: Eukaryota; Metazoa; Cnidaria; Anthozoa; Malacalcyonacea; Plexauridae. The record is from the annotation of a GenBank genome assembly.